Molecule: messenger RNA, 1386 nt
Organism: Dermacentor andersoni
Lineage: Eukaryota; Metazoa; Arthropoda; Arachnida; Ixodida; Ixodidae
Source: RefSeq, a predicted model, not a curated record
AUGUCGCGCAAGAUUUUCAAGUGCACGGACGGCAAUGGAUUGUCGCGCCGGCAACCGUCCGUCGAAGAGGGUUCAGAUGUGCCAGACAUGACACUGCAAGGAAUGGCCGUCUGCAAUGAUACGAAUGCUGUGCGGUCAUAUUUUUGCUACAAGUGCGGCAAGACUGGACAACCACAAGACCAUGACUGCAAACCGACCGGCAAGCUCUGCGGAGAAGCACACGAAAGUGCAAGUACAGAGUGCAAGAAGAGACUGAAGCCAAGCCCUCCACCCUACAAUAUAUGGCAACAGUGCCUUAACAGACUACAAGAAAGAGACAACCGCUGGAGCUCCAGCAGUGAAGAGUUCCCGGAGCUGGGCACUUCGGCCACCAGCUCGAGCAGUGUCAGUGCGGGCAGCUCGCCCAGGCGCAACAGCUCCAAGCCAAUACUGCUAAGUGCUUCGCGCUCACUUUCCCGCUCUCGCUCCCGCUCACACAAACGCGCGAGCUACGCCGAUGCGGUAAACGGUUCGAGCGACUCGGGUGGUACGAGCACCUUGGAUGCAUCGGCCGAAGCGGCAGUCAUACGAGUCCUAGAAAACAAGCAGCAGAACCAGCAGAGCAAACUGCAGAAUCAGCACAGCCAAUUGCAAAGCCAGCAAAACCUCAUAGACAAGCUACUCCGCAGUCAACAGAAACAGCAAGAGCUCACCGACAAACUGCUUCAAAAAUGCAAAGAACAACAAGAACUCACAGACAAGCUGCAUCAAAAAUGCCAAGAGCUCGAAAACAUAAACAAACAGUCGGGAACGACGUUGACCAAGGCUGACGUUGAAGCUAUAGUAGAUGCAAGCAAAGAAUACUCUGGAAAACCGAAUCCAGAACUCGACCGACCCUUCACGCAGGCCGAAAUCCACGUAGCCCUAUCCAAGCUGACUAGAAAUACUAGCCCUGGUAAAGACCGGAUCGCUAACAAACACCUACGCAACCUACUGCCGCAGGCCACCGAGGCUUUCCUCCGUUACUACAAUGAGUGCUGGGAGAAAGAAGAACUGCCUGCUGUGUGGAAACACUCGGACAUCACCAUGAUCCCAAAGCCCAACAAACCUCUCAGCUUGGAGAACCUACACCCAAUUUCCCUCACCUCGUGCGCGGGAAAGCUUUUCGAACAUAUGGUUCACGAUCGCAUUACCCAGUACCUGGAAGACAACGGCCACCUACCAGACACCAUGUUCGGCUUCAGGCAGCACCUCUCAACGCAGGACGUGCUCUUACAACUAAAAGAAGGCCUUCUAGAUCACCUACACAAUCGAAGCAAAUACUCCAUAGUGGCAGUAGACGUCAAGGGAGCCUUUGAUAACGUUAGCCACGACGCGGUCCUCAACAAUCUCGAAGACACCGGCUGA